UUAAAAUACAUGUGAUCGGCCGUGAAUCAAGCCUCGCCCCCUCUCUAUAAAUACUUGACAUCGCCGUCCCACGCUCUCCGCACCCAACGCUGAACCUUCUCAGCUAGUUUCUGCUGCUCAUUAAAAUUCUCCCCUGCAAUUGCUUGGCUUUAAUUUCACCAUGCCGGAAGCACCAAAGCUGAUGCCGGUCACUCUCCCCCCGGCCGACGACGAUGCCGUGCCCGAUCAUCACCGGAAGGCCCUCGAGUUCAUCGACGACGUGACUGAGAACGCCGACGUCGUCCAACGGCGUGUGCUCCUCGAAAUCCUCUCCCAGAACGCCCCCGCCACGUACUUGCAUCGCCACGGGCUAUCCGGCCGUGACGCCGCCGACCUGGAUGCGUUUAAGCGCCUCAUCCCGCUCGUCACCUACGAAGACAUCCGGCCCGACAUUCUCCGCAUCGCUCACGGAGACACCUCUCCCAUCCUCUGUGGCCGCCCGAUCUCAGAAUUCCUUACAAGCUCGGGGACAUCCGGCGGGGAGCGGAAGCUGAUGCCGACUAUAGAGGAUGAGCUCAACCGGCGCUCGCUUCUGUAUAGUCUACUAAUGCCGGUGAUGAGCCAAUUCGUGAGUAGACUCGACAAAGGCAGGGGAAUGUACCUACUGUUCGUGAAGUCGGAGGUUUGCACCCCCGGCGGCCUUGUCGCUCGCCCCGUCCUAACAAGCUACUACAAGAGCCACCACUUCCUCAACCGCCCAGACGAUCCGUAUAAUCUCUACACCAGCCCCAACGAGGCCAUCCUCUGCUCGGACUCCUGGCAGAGCAUGUACGCCCAACUCCUCUGCGGUCUCCUCCACCGCUCCGACGUCCUCCGCGUCGGCGCCGUGUUCGCUUCCGGCUUCAUCCGCGCCAUCCGCUUCCUUGAGAAGCACUGGCCGCGCCUCUGCCGCGACAUCCGCGCUGGCGAGCUCGACCACGAGAUCACUGAUCGAGCAGUGCGUGAGGCCGUGGGCCGUGUGCUGCGCCCUGACGGGGAUUUGGCCCACCUGAUCGAGUCGGAGUGCAGCAGGAAGACGUGGCAGGGCAUCAUUCCCCGGCUGUGGCCCAACACCAAGUACGUGGACGUCAUCGUCACCGGCGCCAUGGCGCAGUAUAUCCCCACACUCGAUUUCUACAGCGACGGCCUGCCGCUGACGUGCACCAUGUACGCCUCCUCCGAGUGCUACUUCGGCCUCAACCUGCAGCCCUUGAGCAAACCCGAUGACGUCGCUUACACCUUGAUCCCCACCAUGGCCUACUUCGAAUUCCUCCCCGUGCCAUGCGCCAGCAGUUGCUGCAACACUGACGACUUCGAUCACCGUGACUUGGUCGACCUGGUCGAGGUCAAGCUCGGCCAGGAGUACGAGCUCGUCGUCACCACUUAUGCUGGCUUGUACCGUUACCGCGUGGGCGACGUUCUGAGGGUGGUGGGAUUCAAAAACAAGGCGCCGCAGUUCAAGUUCAUACGGAGGAAGAACGUGGCGCUGAGCAUCGACUCGGACAAGACGGACGAGGUGGAGCUGCACGCCGCCGUGAGCGCCGCCGCGAGCCACCUGGAGCCGUUAGGAGCGUCGCUAGUGGAGUACACGAGCUACGCUGACGCGCGCAGCAUUCCGGGGCACUACGUGCUUUACUGGGAGCUACGCGAACAGGGGCCAGGGACGACGGCGCCGGCGGUGCCGGCGUCGGUGCUCGAGGACUGCUGCCUGGCGGUGGAGGAGAAGCUGAACAGCGUGUACCGGCAGGGGCGGGUGUGCGACAAGUCAAUCGGGCCGCUGGAGAUUCGGGUAGUGGAGGAAGGUACCUUCGACGAGAUGAUGGACUUCUCUCUGAGCCAGGGAGCUUCCAUCAACCAGUACAAGGCGCCGCGGUGUGUGCUGGCGGGGCCGGUUGUGGAGCUGCUCGAUGGCCGGGUGCGAUCCAGGUUCUUCAGCCGCAAGUGCCCCAAGUGGGCGCCGGGCAACAAGCAGUGGAACAUCCUCCUCGACGCUAUUAAUUAAUUAAUUAAUUAAUUAAUUAAUUAAUUAAUUAGCGAUAUGUUUUAGAUUAGUUAAAAAAAUUAGAGAUCAGUUAUAUAUGUUCUCUUUCUUCUACUUCUUCCUCCUCUCGUCUUUUGCAUGGUUUAAUUUCGUUGGUGCUGCAUGUGUAAUAUAUAUUGUUGAUGUAGUAGUAGAGAGCUAGCUUCAGCUCGUUGUAUAAUUCGUUAAUUACAUGUCUGUAUUAUUUAACUGUGACAGCUACAGUGUGUUUGUUAAUGAA
Molecule: messenger RNA, 2279 nt
Organism: Zingiber officinale
Lineage: Eukaryota; Viridiplantae; Streptophyta; Magnoliopsida; Zingiberales; Zingiberaceae
Product: probable indole-3-acetic acid-amido synthetase GH3.1
Exons: 3
Coding region: 161-2020 (619 amino acids)
Cellular component (GO): cytoplasm
Molecular function (GO): acid-amino acid ligase activity
Source: RefSeq, a predicted model, not a curated record